Messenger RNA from Truncatella angustata, 1200 nucleotides. RefSeq lists its product as uncharacterized. NCBI's taxonomy places the organism in Eukaryota, Fungi, Ascomycota, Sordariomycetes, Amphisphaeriales, Sporocadaceae. Gene Ontology annotation, molecular function: FAD binding; oxidoreductase activity. The record is from RefSeq and is a predicted model, not a curated record. The transcript has 2 exons. The coding region runs from base 1 to 1197 and encodes 398 amino acids.
AUGGCUGCUGGAGGUACAGAACUUACCAAAGGUGCCAGAGGUGCCAAACAUGCCAAAUAUACCAAAGAUACCAAGGAUACCAAUGAUAACAAACAUGGCAAAGCUGCCAAGAGAAAACUACCAGCUAAAACAGCCACGAACUCUACACGGCCCAAGAAAAAGUUCGAGGAGAAGAUAAACAUUAUGUUUAAGCCAAUCGACGAAUUGAUUGACUUCUUACAGACUGCAGAGAUCCUUAUGUAUAGACCUGGAGAGCUAGAAUAUGAGCGAACCGUUGUGAACCCAAAUCUACUAUACCGCUACUCAAGACCGCAAGUCGUCGUGCAGCCAGAGAAUGCUACUGAAGUUCAGUACAUUGUCUACCAAGCAAAGCAAUUGAAGAUACCGAUGACGAUCAAGAAUGGCGGGCACAGUUACUCGGGCUCCUCAGCUACCGAUGCGGGAGUCUUGUUAGAUCUCCUCAACUUGAACGAGGUUCAUCUUGAUAUGGGGUCCAAGACGAUGACUAUAGGAGGUGACACCAUUAGAAGUGUCGUAUCUGUUACCGAACAAGAACCAAGAAGCUUCAAACACCAGUUUCAAGGAGAACGUGUAUUAGCGUCAUUUACAUUCAUUCACUCCGGAGGCGUGGGUAGUAGGAGGGAGGACUCGGACACGGCUUUCCGAUGGCGAAAAUCUGUUUACCACGCAUAUUUGCAGAUCACAUGGGAAGAUAAGUUCAUGGAGAGAGAUAUGCGAGGUUACCUCCAAACGUUUAAGAAUAGGAUACGGCCAUUCGCCAUGGCCGGUUGCGCUGCAUAUGUCAAUUUUCCCGAUUCCUCAUUGAAGCCAGGUGACCACGAGACGGCGUAUUACGGCAAGAACCGAGACAAGCUACGCUAUAUCAAGGAGCUGUAUGACCCGCAUGAUUAUUCCAGCUGGGCCCACGGCAUUCAGCUUCCAGCAACCGACGAGAACGUCAAGGUUGACUACAACUAUUAUAGAAUGCAACUUGAUGAGGCGAACAGAGCUGCGGAAGAGCAGGACGAGUCCGACAACUUGUCCUCAGAUACAGAAUCUGUUAACGAGGAAACUUUGACUGAUGCCAUGGCAGCACGGCAUUGGAAGACCGGAAGUCGUAAGCUAGGGGAGGACUGGCCGGGGAAAUGUGCAGUUGACUUUCCAUUUCCGUCAGCCGCACAGGACGUAUUUUGGUAGAAC